AGUUCCUUUGCUUGAAAAUUCAGAAUUUAAUUAUUUAAUUCUGGCUCAAAUGUGGCCGCAUACUCUCUGCUACAGUUGGAAACUUGUGUCUUUCAAAAAUACAUGCAGGCUACCGGAGAGCAAAAUUUGGACCAUUCACGGAUUUUGGCCGGCAAUUACUCAAACAACCAGACCAAAUUAUUGUUCAGACAAAGGGAAGCUCAAUCUGGAUUUGCUUGAAGAAAUUCAACAGGAAUUGGACACCAAUGGGCCAAACACGGGACUUGUGCGCAGUUUCUCAUCCCAAAUUGAACAACGAGUUAAAACUUUGGAAAUCUUCAACAGCUUUGAUGUCACUAAAAUACUGACCAAAGCGGGAUUUCACGCGGGGGGAAAAUAUUUUGCAGAAGAUCUUAUCAAAAGUAUUGAAAGUUUCACCGGAAAAAAUUGUCAAAUUGACUGCAUUUUUUAUAUUUUUAAAUUGCAGAGGCAGCGGAAGGAGUACUAUUUGUAUCAGGUUAAAAUUUGCUUCGACAAAUCAUUCAAACCCAUCGAUUGCAGCAAAAUGGUCCCGUCAAGUGAAGAAGAAGAAGAAGUAGAAGGAUAU
Messenger RNA from Cotesia congregata, 586 nucleotides. Lineage: Eukaryota; Metazoa; Arthropoda; Insecta; Hymenoptera; Braconidae. The record is from the annotation of a GenBank genome assembly.